UUUUUUUUAAACAAUGUAAAAUAUAAUUGAGAUUGAUCCAUAAGCAAUAUUGGAAUUUGUAGCAGAAGAGAAUAGGCUUGGUCAUGCUCAAUUAACUCUAAAAAAUCUAAGACAAUAAUAAAUUGCAUUUAAAGUAUUUAGAUUUUAGAUUUUAGAUAAAAACAACAGUUCCUUAAUUGUUUUAAGUAAAACCAAGUGUUGGUGUAAUUGAGAGUGAUCAAUCUAUGAUAAUUGAAAUAUCUACAACUUAAGCAAUUAAAUAAAAUUAAAAGUUUGAUGCUAAAUUCUAAAUAAAUGCUUGUGUAAAGAAUUCAAAUGAAUAAGGUACUUUUUAUAUAUAAAGGAGAUUUGAGUACAUUUUGGAUAAACAGAGAUCAAUCAACAAUAUAAACAUUAUUACUAAAGAGCAAGUUAAAAUACGAUAAUAGUCCAUAAGAUUAAUAGAUUCAAUAAUAAUAAUAAAAUAGUGAUUCUAAAAUAUUGGAAUCAAGUGUUUUUAAUUCAACUCAUUCUGAUUCAAAAAUGUUUAAGUCUAUAAAAGAAGAGAGUUAAUAGGAUGAGUAAUUGAAAUAAUAUAAAGAGCAAUUAGAUAAAUUGGUAAGAAUUAAAUAAAUAUUUUGUAGUCUUAAGAAUAUUAAUUCUUCAAAAAUAAGUUUGAAUAAAAUCAAUUGAAUAGUUUAUAAAUGACAGGUAUAUGAAAAAAAUAAAAGUAGAUAAGAAUAGAAUAAAUACAAAAUAA
Messenger RNA from Paramecium sonneborni, 739 nucleotides. The record is from the annotation of a GenBank genome assembly. NCBI's taxonomy places the organism in Eukaryota, Ciliophora, Oligohymenophorea, Peniculida, Parameciidae.